Molecule: messenger RNA, 1986 nt
Organism: Ambispora leptoticha
Lineage: Eukaryota; Fungi; Glomeromycota; Glomeromycetes; Archaeosporales; Ambisporaceae
Source: the annotation of a GenBank genome assembly
AUGUCUUACUUGACAAGAGACCAACUCGACAACUACUUAAAAAGUCUAAGUACAAAAGCUGCAGCCGCUAAGCCCGCAAACUUACCACAGUCGAAGAGUCCUGUUAUUACAGUACCGCCAAACACGCCGCUAACUCCGCUUAGUCCGAACCAGGAUUCUAGAAACAAUAGCUCGACAGACUCGAAUAAAAUCCCAGAACUUGACUCUACGUCAUUAGCAAGUAAUCGAAAUGACCCUUCGGGACUGUUAUCUUUUGAGUCAUCAACCAAAGAAAAUCCUAUUGCCUCAACUGACUCGAAUUCUGACAAUAACAAAGAAUUAUCGUUCAAGCCCUUAUCAAAUGCAUCAUCUGUUUCUAAUGAUAAGAAAUACAAAAAUAUUGAUGACAUAGUAAACGAUUUAUCUUAUCCGAUGCAAAACAAGUUGUCUUUUUCACCUUUGUCAAAGAAUAAUAAAAAUGAUACGCCCGAUAUUGUGUUUCCAUCCGAAACGACACGGGAUCCAGCUAAUACUUGGAAAGAUGAUACACUGCCAAAAUCAAAAGGUGAAUCGAAAGGUACAUAUGUUUUAUCGGCAGCGUUUAAAUCAUAUAGCACGGCAUCAAGAUCACCAUCUAUUAAUAAACCCACAUCUCCGAUAAUACCCACGUCAAAAAAGAGAGAUUCAUUUUCUUCCUCAAAAUCAAAUUCUCCUCCAUUUCCGCCGACUACUAAUACUGUGACAAUAUCGUUGCAGCAAAAUGACUUGGAUAAAUUAGAACAAAAAUAUCCACCGGUAGAGAAUCUCGAGAACCCUGAACUAAAGAGUAAAGAGGCAAAGUCGAGAUUUCCAAAAAUUGAAGAUUUUGAGAAACAGGACCUAAAUCUUAAUAAAGAGGUAGAACAACAUUUCCCCCCAAUUGAGGAAGAUCGAGAGGUGGAAAAAAGGUUUCCGGCUAUUGAAGAACUUGAAAAGGAUGAUCAACAGAAGAGUAAUGAAACUUUGUCUGCUCAACCAACGUCCGAAUCAGAUGAUCCUGUUAUUAGAUUCAGAGCAAUAUUAAAUGCCGAAAAAGAAAACGAAUCGAAGACAGCCUUCGAAAAAGAAGAUAAUCAACCUCCAUUAUCUGAUGAUAGAAAUUCUAUGCACUCAGAAUCGACGACAGUUUUCGAGAAAGAAGAUAAUCAACCUUUAUUAUCUGAUGCAAGAAACUCUAUGAAGUCGGAAUUAGAGGAAACGGGAAGUCUUCCCGAUUCAUCAUAUGCAUCCGAAGUAGAGGAAACAAGAAAAUUCUCUCCUGAUUUAUUAACAUCUGACAAGUCUAAAAACGGAGGAAAUGAGGAAAACCUAUCUCAAGCUGAUAAUGCUAACUCUCGUCGAACUUCUCUUAAUAAUACCACCGAUGCCUCACGAAUAGAACCAAAAACACCAUCUAUUCCCCCGAAUCCAAAUAAAAUAUCCGAAACUUGUGCUAAAUGCGGUAAACGAAUAACGGGAACUAUAUUGACGGCAAUGGGUCGACAAUGGCAUCCGGAACAUUUUGGUUGUAAAAAAUGUGGAAUACCAUUGGAACAUGUUGCGUUCUUUGAGAAGGAUGGUGAUCCAUAUUGUCAUUUGGAUUAUCAUGAACUGUUUAGCCCUCGUUGUGGAUAUUGUAAUACUCCGAUAGAAGGGGAUUGUAUUAACGCACUCGGUAAAUCAUGGCAUAAUGGACAUUUCUUUUGUCGUGAGUGUGGUGAACCUUUUGCAGAUGGUGGAUUUAUGGUGAAUGACGGAUUCCCUUAUUGUAAAAAGGACUGGGUUAAAUUAUUUGCUCCUAAAUGCAAAGGUUGCACACAACCUAUAAAUGGCGAAUAUGUCAAUGCAUUGAAAGGGAUGUGGCAUCGUGAUUGUUUUGUCUGCGCGGCGUGUGAGAAGCCAUUCAAUAGUUCUUUCUUUUACGUGCAUAACGAAAAACCCUAUUGCGAUAGCCAUUAUCGUCAAAUACUUGCAUUAGCUUCAGAGAAG